Molecule: messenger RNA, 1455 nt
Organism: Cladophialophora yegresii CBS 114405
Lineage: Eukaryota; Fungi; Ascomycota; Eurotiomycetes; Chaetothyriales; Herpotrichiellaceae
Exons: 1
Coding region: 1-1455 (484 amino acids)
Biological process (GO): protein import into peroxisome matrix
Cellular component (GO): cytosol; peroxisomal membrane
Molecular function (GO): ATP binding; ATP hydrolysis activity
Source: RefSeq, a predicted model, not a curated record
AUGGAUACCUUCAAUCGCGCCGAAGCUGGCGCUGGCGGGGGAGUAGCAGGGACCUAUUUCCGUCAUGCGACCGCUCCACGCCUCGACACCGACGCUGUCAUCUACGAUUCCAUUGCCAACGCCCACCCGGGCGUUCCGAUCACGACAGUCCCGGAAUGGAGCUGUAACUUGCGAGCCUACGCCGCAGCAGGGCAUGGCAUGCUCGAAACUGUCGAGCAGGCACAUCCACCGUCAGCCGACUCUAAGUCUGACCGGAAACACAGCUGGCCGUCCACGUUGCGAUGGACGGUCUUUCUACCGCCCACGAGGCGACUCGACGGCGGCGAAGGUAUUGUGGCGGACGAAGUCUUCUUCGAGACCUGCACCUAUACGUGGGAAGGGUUCACGUUCUUGGUCUACUUCUCCGAGGGCCGCGACGGAACCAUGCCCUACCCGCAGGUCCGUAACCAGUAUAUCCUGGGUGACGAGGCUGGGGCGCGCUCCCUGGUCGCGAGCGCCGGACGGUGGCAGUCUGUGCUGCACGACGAGAUCUGGGUGUUCAACCAGGGGUACUGGCAGAAGGACCCACUCCUGUACCGCAGCAUCAUGAAGUCGCGGUGGGAGGACGUCAUUCUCGACGACGACCUCAAGACCGAUCUCGUCGACACGGUGGAACGUUUCUUCGACAGUCGCGACGUUUACGACGGACUCCGUGUGCCGUGGAAGCGGGGCGUCAUCUUUUACGGACCCCCGGGCAACGGAAAGACCAUCUCCAUCAAAGCCACGAUGCAUACGCUGUACAAGCGGGAUCCGGUGGUGCCGACGCUCUACGUCAAGUCGCUCGUCGGCUUCGCGCCUCCGGAAUACAGCAUCGAGAGUAUCUUCAGGAAGGCCCGCCAGGAGGCCCCCUGCUACUUGGUCUUCGAGGAUUUGGACUCCCUGGUGACGGACCAAGUACGCUCCUUCUUCCUCAACGCCGUGGACGGACUGUCGGAGAACGAGGGCAUUCUCAUGGUCGGGAGCACGAACCACCUCGAGCGUCUGGACCCGGGCAUCGCGAAACGGCCGUCGCGCUUCGAUCGCAAGUAUUUCUUCCCGGACCCGGAUUUCGCUCAGCGCGUCAGGUACUGUCACUUUUGGCAGCGCAAGUUGAGCGACAACAAGGAUGUCGAGUUUCCGGACGAGAUUUGCGGCGCGGCCGCCAAGAUCACCGAUGGGUUCAGCUUUGCAUAUAUGCAGGAGGCGUUUGUGAGUGCGCUUUUGGAGAUUGCACGGGAGAAGGACACGGCUGGGCAAAACGUGCAACGAGAGAUGGAAGACAUGCAGGAGAAAUGGGAGUUGUUGGAGCUGGAGGCUAGGACGGAGACAACGGCCAGGGACAAAGAUCUGGAGGAUUAUAUCUUGUGGAGGAAGUUGAAGCAUCAGAUUGAGAUGUUGAGGAAGGAGCUCUCGAAAGAGAAGCGUGGCACGGCGUAA